Tripterygium wilfordii is the source of this 1632-nucleotide messenger RNA. Its product is annotated as transcriptional regulator ATRX. The transcript is spliced from 2 exons. Lineage: Eukaryota; Viridiplantae; Streptophyta; Magnoliopsida; Celastrales; Celastraceae. The coding region runs from base 497 to 1510 and encodes 337 amino acids. The record is from RefSeq and is a predicted model, not a curated record.
AAGAUCCAACGGUAUCAAAUCCAGUUUAUAAGGAUCCAGUGUUUCCUAUCAAUUAUUCCAAAUAUUGAGAUGAACGCACACGAGAUAAUCCAUAUAAAAUUGUGUACGUCGUGAUAAAAAACACUGGGAUCUGCCGCAAGACGGCCCCUAAUAUAACCAUUUACAAGACUUGAUUAAAAUAGUAGGGAGCGCAAACACAACCCUACAGCCUCGAAAUAGAAAAAUCUUCGAGUCGGAUUCAGCUAUCCGUGCGAGGAUCAAAUAAGUAGCAGAAAACACAGCAAACCCAAAUACAAACAAAAACAAACAAACGUAGACAAGCAAACAGACAGCAGCAACAUCCUCAAAGUGACCACCACAUCUUCUUCUCCCAUUUCUCUGCCCAACAAACAACACCACCCCCCCCCCCCAAUCGUACAGCUCACCCACUUCUCUUCCUUCUCACUACUUCUCUUCCUUCUCACUAAACCAAAAUAGAGAUUGAAGAGAAGAAAAUAUGAGGCUGGCGACAAAGCCCAUAUCGAGUCCGGGUAGGACCGAGAAGUUCCCGCCGCCGUUGAUGAGAUUCUUGAGAACCAAUGUUGGGAGCAAAAGCAGAGGGAGGUCACGUUCAAGCCCAAUGUUUGUUCUUCGGAAGAAGAGCACCGUCAUUGAGGCUCAAGAGCCAUCAUCUCCGAAGGUCACUUGCAUGGGUCAAGUCCGGGUCAGGCGGUCCAAACAAUCCGGAACCAACUCCUCUACUCGUACUCGAGCUAGCCGGACCAACACCUCGGGUCGACGCCGCUGCAAAUGGAUCCGGAACUCACUGUCUUGCUACUUUGUCAACAAGAAAUUCAAGAAGCCCAAGUCGUUAAAAACCGUUUGGCGCAAAUGGGUGCUCUUCUUUCAUGUGGAUUUCAAGGGAAGAAGAAGAAGCAAAACGAGAGAAGAUUCUCCGAAAAUUGAAUCGAGAUUUGGGAAUAAGAGUGAAGAUCUAGAACAAGACGACGACCGAGAAGAUAUAGAGGAAAAAGCUAGUAGAGUAUACGCAUCUUCGUCAAUUUCUUCACCGCCGAAGAACGCGUUGUUGUUGACUAGAAGCCGAUCUGCGCCGUACAGGUCCUCAUCGUUAGCGAGUAGAUUUUGGGGCUCACCUUUAGCUAAUGAAGAAACGGAACAGCAAAAACAAGAAGAAGAAGAGGAGCAGACAGAGCAGGAUGAGAGCAGAGAAGAUGAGAAUCCCACAUCAAAUACAGAGUCCAUAGGCGAAGAUUCGGGUCCAAAUUCAAGAAGGGAUCCGGAAAUGGACCCAAAUAACAUCUUAAAAUUCACAGAUAUCGAUGGUGCAGAAUCAGAAUCCGUCAGAGAGAGAUUUUCUAGUGAUGCGAGAAUUGAAGAAGUGAAAUCAACGGAGGAGGUGGAGAAUGCAAGGCCUUGGAAACUCACACGGUGUAAGUCAGAACCGGCGAGAAUCGCAGCGACGCUGGAUCCUGAUCCGGAGUUGAGCUUCUGGAAGAAAAGAAGACGAUAAUAACUGUCAAGAGAUCUUACCAAACCAAACGCUUCCUUGAUUUCAUCUCUGGUGGUACCUCCCUUACACGAUCAAAACCCCCCUUUCAUUGCAUUUGGAUUUUCCCAAGAACAGGGCGUCAA